AUGGAACAAAUUGAGGCUGGAGAUGCUCAAACUUUAGUGAACAUUUUAAAUCAGGAACAAUCAAAGGAUCCAAACUUCUUUUUUAGAGUUAAGUUUGGCAAGGAUGGAAGAAUUUCCAAUAUCUUUUGGAGAGAUUCAAUGAUGCUAGAAGACUAUAGGAUAUAUGGAGAUGUGCUUGUCUUUGAUACAACAUACAGAACCAACAGAUAUAAUCUUAUAUGUGCUCCAUUUGUUGGAAUGAAUAAUCACUGGCAUAAUUGUAUGUUUGCAUGUGCUUUUAUUGGGGAUGAUAAAACAGAUUCAUUCGUUUGGCUACUAGAAACAUUCUUGAAAGUUAUGGAGAAUAAAAAACCAACUUCAAUAUUCACUGAUCAGGACCAAGCAAUGGCAAAUGCAAUUGAGCAGGUGCUUCCUAAUACAAGGCAUAGACUUUGUAUCUGGCAUUUGGAACAAAAUGCUAUAACCAUAUUUGGAGCUCUUAAAAAAGACAAAGAAUUCAAGUAUGCAUUCAACCAGUGUUUAAACAUGUGUGUGAAAGAACAAGAAUUUGAAGCAAAAUGGCAAGCAAUGACGCAAAGAUAUGAGUUGACAGCACACUCUUGGUACCAAAGAGUGUGCGAUUUGAAAGAGAAAUGGUGUCCUUCCCUUAGUAGAGAUUUCUUUUCAGCAGGAAUCUUAUCGUCACAAAGGAGUGAAAGCACUAAUCAUGCAAUAGGAUUCAGAGCAAGUAAAGCAACUACCUUGACAGAAUUUUAUACCAUAUUUAAGAAAACAAUUAAUCGUUGGAGAAGCGCAGAGAAAUAUGAUGAGUUUACCUGUAGCAAGUCAAUAGCAUUCACUUCAUUGCCACUAUCUGGAAUGCUAAAACAUGCUGCUCAGGUUUUCACUUUGUCACUCUUUAGAGAUUUUGAAGAGGAGUUUGGAUAUUCUAUGGCAACAACUGUUCAAAUGAUUGGAAGAAAUGAAGAAUGCCUACUCUAUCAGGUAGCCCUGGAAGACAAGCCAUGGUCUGCACAUCAAGUAAACUAUAUACAUGAGAGCCAUAAUGUAUGGUGUACUUGCAAAAAUUUUGAAGCAUCUGGAUGGUUAUGUUAUCAUUACAUCAGAAUUCUACACUUGCAUUCAGUAACAAGAAUACCAGACAAGUAUGUUUCAAAAAGAUGGACUAAGAUUGCAAAAACAGAGACAUGGGAUAGGUUGAAGAAUCAGGAUCCUACACAUCAAUAUAUUCCAUGGAGACAAACAAUGAUAAGGAAAUACUACAAUCUAAUCUUAAAGAGUCAAGAAAAUGAAGAAACAAGAUAA
This is a messenger RNA of Chenopodium quinoa (quinoa), 1305 nucleotides long. RefSeq names its product protein FAR1-RELATED SEQUENCE 5-like. NCBI's taxonomy places the organism in Eukaryota, Viridiplantae, Streptophyta, Magnoliopsida, Caryophyllales, Amaranthaceae. The record is from RefSeq and is a predicted model, not a curated record. Gene Ontology annotation, biological process: regulation of DNA-templated transcription. The transcript is spliced from 3 exons. The coding region runs from base 1 to 1305 and encodes 434 amino acids. Gene Ontology annotation, molecular function: zinc ion binding.